ACAAACUCACUAGGAGUUGCUAAAAUGCACCGUAUAUCUCUCUCUACGCACCCCCCUCUAUAAACCCACACAUGCACCAGCAUGAACUAAAAACCAGCAACAACCAUGUCCUCCACCCUCACUCUCCUCUUAAUAACAAUAAUCUCCGCCAUCACCACCGCCUCCGCCACCACAAUCGGGGUCACAUACAUCCCCUCCUCCACUCAACCACCACCGGAGCAAGUCGCCGCCACUCUCAAAUCUCUCAAAAUCACCGCCGUCCGCCUCCCACUCCCCUCACCUUCCCUCAUCCAAGCCUUCUUCUACACCAACAUCUCCUUAUUCCUCUCCAUCCCUAACAACCUCCUCCACAACAUCUCCACCAACCGCUCCGCCGCCUCACGGUGGCUCUACACCUACGUCGUCCCAUUCUAUCCCCGCGCUCUAAUCACCGCCAUCUCCGUCGGCAACAACGUAAAUGCUUCCUCCGGUGAUGACGUCAUCGGUGCUGUACGGAACGUGCAUCAAUCGCUUACGGAUCUCGGUAUCCGGAAAAUAACCGUCUCAACGACUUUUUCAUUCGUUGACAUCAUGAUGACGUCAUUCCCGCCUUCUUCAGCUGAGUUUGAAGAGCCGGUGAAUACUCAGUUGCUUACACCGUUGCUUCAGUUUCUAACGGAAACGAACUCGUCGUUUUUCGUGAAUUUGUUUCCGUAUUUUGUUUAUAAAUUGCGUGCUGAGAUUCCGAUCGGUUUUGCUCUGUUUGAAAACCAGCCGUACAGUUUUAGAGAUGAUGUGAUUACUGGUGUUAGGUAUAGGAAUUUGUUUGAUAUGAUGGUGGAUGCGGUUAUCGCGGCGUUGACGGUGUCUGGACAUGCGGAUAUGCCGGUUGUGGUGACGGAGACAGGGUGGCCGAGUGGUGGAUUGGUGAAUGAAGGUGAAGGUGAAGGUGACGCUCAUCCGGUUUAUGCGGGAAUGUAUCUGAAUGGUUUGGUUUCUCAUCUGAGAUCUGGUGGUGGUACGCCUUUGAGGAAGGAAGGUGUGGCUCAGGCUUAUGUUUAUGAGGUGUUUGAUACAAACACAAGUUUUGUGAAUCAGGCGGCUGGGAGACUGGGGACUGGGCUGCAUUGGGGGUUUAUGCACCCGAAUAUGUCGAAGAAGUUUAACAUUGAUUUCUCUGGCGGUAUUUGUGUCAUCGACAGCAUGCUGGUUCGGAUGAUUUUCUCACUGGUGAUUGGUAUGCUGAUGUUCUAGUAGUUUGUUAAUAUGAUAUAAGUUUUUAACGUUACGAUUGGAAUAGUGUAGAGAUGGUUAGGGAUACAGAAAUGAUAAUCUCGGGUGGUAAUUAGUGAUUACCGAUCUGUUUAGGUGGAACUGCUAAACGUAUUUGCUAUAAUAGUUAAAAGUUUUUGGUUUCCGUAGUUAA
Molecule: messenger RNA, 1405 nt
Organism: Helianthus annuus (common sunflower)
Lineage: Eukaryota; Viridiplantae; Streptophyta; Magnoliopsida; Asterales; Asteraceae
Product: glucan endo-1,3-beta-glucosidase GIV
Exons: 1
Coding region: 106-1233 (375 amino acids)
Biological process (GO): carbohydrate metabolic process
Cellular component (GO): plasma membrane
Molecular function (GO): hydrolase activity, hydrolyzing O-glycosyl compounds
Source: RefSeq, a predicted model, not a curated record